Messenger RNA from Bradysia coprophila, 2845 nucleotides. It is a transcript of the gene SPR, whose product is annotated as G protein-coupled sex peptide receptor. Gene Ontology annotation, cellular component: membrane. Gene Ontology annotation, molecular function: G protein-coupled peptide receptor activity. The record is from RefSeq and is a predicted model, not a curated record. Gene Ontology annotation, biological process: G protein-coupled receptor signaling pathway. NCBI's taxonomy places the organism in Eukaryota, Metazoa, Arthropoda, Insecta, Diptera, Sciaridae.
UUUCGUCUUUUACUUUUCAGACUGCAGCUGGGGCAUUAACACAACGAAAACAACAAACAACAUGAAAACUUUUCUGAGAAAUUAAUCUCGUGUUGUGUGGUAUAGCAUUGUGUAUGCUUCGUGCAACUUGUACCAGUACAACAAAUAAUAUUCCCAUAUCAAAACAGAAGAUCCAAGAAAAUUUCGCAAAUAAAGUUCUGUAUGUGCAAGAUAUGAGGUAUCCCGGAGCGACCCUCUAAUUUACAGAGAAUUAUUUAAAAAAAAGAAAAUUCACAUUUCUCCAAAGUAUAUGCCAUAAAAAUGAAGAAUAAUAUUUCGUUGCUGUUGGAGCAUGGAAAAUAACAGCAAUUUUUAACAUCUCAUAUCCCUUCGUCGACUAUAGUUAUUACGAAUCAAAUUUCGUUGAAAAUCGAAAAACAAAACAAAAUGAUUGAUCCGGAGGAACUACACCAAUUCAACGGCAAAAGCUUUCAUCUAUUGAACAGCGAACAGAACAUAUCCGACCGAUACAAUGAAUAUUCGAUGAACCCCACGGAUAUGCCGUACGAUGAUGAUAUCUACUACGAGGACAUGUACUGCUUGAACGUAAAUAUGAAUAACAUGUCUUACUUGAACAUUUCGUGUGAGACAAAUCUUAGCUACUCGGUACCGUUGUAUGGAUAUUUUGCCCCAUUCCUGCUUUUUACUACCGUUACGGCCAACACGUUAAUUGUUUUGGUUUUGAGCAAACGAAAUAUGGCCACCCCAACGAAUCUUGUGCUAAUGGCAAUGGCCUUAUGCGACAUGUUUACUAUAUUAUUUCCUGCUCCGGGGCUGUGGUACAUGUACACAUUUGGAAAUCAUUACAAGCCGCUGGCACCCAUAUCAGCGUGUUAUGCGUGGAAUGUCUUUAAUGAGGUUGUUCCAGCUACUUUUCAUACAGCCUCGAUAUGGUUAACAUUGGCAUUAGCUGUGCAAAGGUAUAUUUAUGUUUGUCAUGCUCCAGUUGCCCGUACAUGGUGCACCAUGCCAAGAGUUAGAAAAUGUAUUUUCUAUAUUUGCCUAGCAGCUGUUUUACAUCAGAGCACAAAGUUCUUUGAUAGAUCCUACACUCCCGUUGAAAUCGAUUUCAACAAUGAAACAACAACCGUUUGUCACAUCAGUAUAGCAGAUUGGGUGGAUAAGUACAUCGGAGACGAUCUAUAUUUCAGUUCAUAUUAUUUAUUUCGCAUCGUAUUCGUGCACUUAGUGCCAUGUGUAAGUCUCGUCACAUUAAACAUUUUAUUGUUCAAAGCAAUGAAACAAGCCCAAGAUCGACGGAAAAUUCUGUUCCGAGAAAAUCGCAAAAAGGAAUGCAAAAAACUGCGUGACGCUAAUUGUACCACAUUGAUGCUGAUUGUGGUGGUCACGGUAUUUCUAAUUGUCGAAAUACCAUUGGCAGUUAUAUCAGCGCUGCAUAUCAUAUCAUCGGCAAUAAUCGAAUUUCUCGACUAUCGCGUGGCAAAUCUAUUUAUCCUGUUCGCCAAUUUCUUUCUAAUGGUUAGCUAUCCAAUUAAUUUUGCAAUUUAUUGCGGCAUGUCCCGACAAUUUCGUGAAACAUUUAAAGAAAUAUUCAUUCGACGUGCCGUUUCGGGUAAAAAGGACAAUUCAUCCCGCUAUUCGCUGGUAAAUGGACCACGAACGUGCACGAAUGAAACGGUUUUAUAGUUAUCGUCCGCACCACAAGACGAUACUGUGCGAGAUGGCUUGGGCGUCUCGUUUAGUUAUACAUAACUUAAAAAUUUUAAUUUUAAUUUCAGAAAUUAAUUCAAUGUUACGUAACGUUUAAUACAGGCUUUCAAGUGAACAUUAAAAUAUUCUCUCUCGAUUCGUAUAAAAGGUUCUUGAUAUCAAAAUCAAAAUCGUAAUUUCAUGUUUUAUGUGAAGUUUUAGUAAUUAAACAUCGGUCUUUAUAUUUGUGCGUAUAUCUAAUAUGGAUGGAUAUGUUAAAGGGUACAUGGUGUGGAUAUACCUAUUAGUCCGGUUGCAUAUGUCAUUCCGCUGGCCCUGCAUUUUUUUUGGACCUAUUUUGAUAGCGCAUUUUAUUUGUGGUGGAACUAAGUAUGGAACUAAAUUUUUUUAUGAAAAAUGGAAAAUCGCUUUUCCGGCCAGAAAAGCCAUUUAUAUGAAAAAUAAAAAGAAAAAUAUCUUCCGAUGGAACGAGUCUUCUUCAAUUCUUCUUCAAGAGUGAUGCAAUACCGACAUUUGUGGAGGAAUUUUUUCUUGGAAGAGACAAAAUGGCGUCCGUAUUGGCACUUUCCCAAAAAGUUUCAUAGAAUGGUAUAAGUAAACUCUAUUGAAUUCCAAUUCGAGCUUGCAUCGUUAUGUGGUUCUCAAGAUAUGAGCCAGAUUCCCUUCCACGUAUCUUUAAGUUAUCUUUUUUAUGUUUUCCUGCGUGUUAUUUUUGCGAUAUUCUCAAAAUAAAUCACAAUUUUUAAAGUGCCGUUCCGUAAGCAAUAUUUUUCAUGCCAGUACUGGUUGAUUGUCUCUUCCCAGUUCUAGAACCAACAGAUUUAACGUGUCUUACAAAAUUUCUUUUUCGUUUUCUUCUGGAAAAAUGCAAUUAUUCAGGUCACCAGAGGUCGCCUCGUGUGAGUUGAUCAUUCUCCAUCAUAGGUGUUGAUUCCUACAUCUUCCCAGUUCUGGAACCUAGAGAUGUAACGAAUUUUUGAUUAACUUCUGGAACUGUUUCAUAAACAGACGUCACAAUCAAGGUCAUCAGAGAUCAGGUCCUAUGAGUUGAUCACUCGUCUUCAUAGAAAUUGACUGGUACAUCUUCCCAGUUGUAGAACUUUAAGAUUCAACAAAUUUUUAACGGACUUCUUGC